Messenger RNA from Stomoxys calcitrans (stable fly), 4731 nucleotides. RefSeq lists its product as uncharacterized. The coding region runs from base 939 to 3827 and encodes 962 amino acids. NCBI's taxonomy places the organism in Eukaryota, Metazoa, Arthropoda, Insecta, Diptera, Muscidae. The transcript has 4 exons. Gene Ontology annotation, molecular function: cytoskeletal adaptor activity. The record is from RefSeq and is a predicted model, not a curated record. Gene Ontology annotation, biological process: establishment of mitotic spindle orientation; apical protein localization; asymmetric cell division. Gene Ontology annotation, cellular component: apical cortex.
ACAAACGCAGCCAAACAAUUCAGCGAUCAAGACGUGCGCGCACGCCCGUAAAUCCGUUUUCGUUAAUUUAGUUAAUUUUUGAGUUAAAGUAUAUCUCCAUUACUGAAUUUAAUAAAAAUUUUAUUUAAUAUUAUUUUUGUGGGUAAAGUGUGUAUUGUUCAUAAAAAUUAAAAUCUUAUAACAAUUAAUUUUGCAAACACAGACGGGCAGCCACCGUGUGAAGUAGAGUGAAGAGUGUUUGUUUACAAGUAGAGUGUUUGUUUACAUUUUAUGAAUAACAACAACAACAAUGAAAAUAAUACUUUAUUGUUAAAGUUUUGAAAGAGAAACAAAGCCACCUCUGUGAAUAUUUUGAAGAGAACAAAAAAAUUGCGUGAAAAAUACCUAAGUGCAAAAAACAAAAUUCACACUACAAUUAGCUUAAAAUAGUGUCAUUAACCAACGUUUUAGAGGUUACCAUAAAUAAAAUAACACAUAAAUAAUAAAACAAUGUUUUAACUAGUGAAGCAAACAACACAACAUAAAGAACGUCUAAAAAAGAAGCAUUGACAUAUAGAACAACGACAUUCAUCUUCAUGAUACAUUAUAAUUAAGUGAAACUAGAAAAAAAACAAAACAAGAAAUUCAUAAAUCACCAACGAAAAAAACAAAACACCAAAAAACGCAAUGCUCUUGUGAAUCAGUGCGAAAAGAAACGACUUCAAUGAAAACCGCCCUAUAAUUGGAUUACCACUACUUUGGGGGCUAGAAUAUCAAACUUCAAAGACUUCAAUAUCAUCUCAUUGAGGCUGCCACAAAUUUUCUUGUUGCUUGGUUGGUGGCUUUUCAUCUCUGUGGAUGAAUAUCAUCUAGAGUAUCGACAUCAGCAAAAAGAACGCAGCAAUCCACAAAAGUGAUUCCAGCCUGCACACUUAAAGACACACACAUACACCGAGGAUAUGGCUUUUCAACGUAGCUACAGCAAAGUCUGGUGGGGAUCAGACAAUCAGACAAUGCCCGGCAUGAAUGGGGGCAGCGUCAUGAAUUCCGCCAUCCAUCAAAUGCUUACCAGCUCCAACAAUGUCAGUUUAACAAGUGGUGGCUUGUACUAUAACCAACAGCAGAAACCACAACAACAGCAGCAAAGGAAUCAGCAUCAACCACAAAUGCAGCAGGAACCGCAUCAGCAGUAUCAGUCAUUUGGUGGAAGUGCUUAUCAUUCAUUGGAUUUACAUCAAUACAAAUAUGGUGGUAACUUAUCGCGAAUCCAAGAAGUGGAGGAUGAGCAUAACAUCUCAAAAUUAUCCUGGGGAAAGCAUGAUAGCCCUGGAAGUUUAAGGUCUCAAGAUUCUGGCUUUUCGGACAAUGAGGAAUUUCACCAUACGCGCAGUCUCAGUGGUCGUUCUUCAAAGACUUCUUCGCCCAGCUCCAAGUCAAGCUUUGGAUCUCCUCAGUCGACAAGGUCUGUGGAAACCCCGCCCACCGUUGUUAGAAAAACAGUGCGUUCUGAUUACUACACAUCUCUGGUAAAUGUCUCGAGGCGCAUUACCUUUCCAGCCUCGCCGGUGGCUAACAAUAAAUUGCAGCAUUCUUCAUCGUCGCCGAUACAAGAACCCUCCAACGCUGAAGUUGAAGAUGAGGGUCCCUCCCUUCUGGAAAAACUGGAUAGUAUGCAACUGAUGAAUGAGUCGCCAGUGGCACAGCAGCCGUACUUUGAGCAGAGCAGGGAACCUGCACCACCCACACCUAUUCGAAGUGCCAAUCCCAGAAUAAAGAAACGUCGCAAGGUACAACGCAAGCCAACAACCCCUCUGUCUCCCACUCGGAAACGUUGUCAAAGCUGUAACAAUAGCGAGAGCCAUGAAGACGAUAGCGAUGGGGAGGAACAGCAAAACCAGAACACAAGUCAUAGAUCUAUACCCGAGUACAAUAAUGAGACUGUGUAUCUGGGGGGACCUCCCACUUGUUCUACGCCACCACCACCCUAUAAUAACGAAACUGUGGUGUUGGGAGGACCUUUGGAGGAUAGUCAGCACAAUAACACUUUAAAAUACGAUGAUUAUGGAGUAUCGCCCCUAAGAUUGCAUACACGCUUCAGUGGUCACACCAGCACCCCUAAGGCCUUAAAGGAAACCUGUGGCUUUAGCAGCAACUCCUCCAUGGCCCCUUUUCUGGAAUGCAAUGAAUAUGACAACACCCUGCUUAAUGGCCAUAGUCCUGAUGUCCAAUUUUGGUUAGAUGAUCUUCGCAUGUCGUAUGACCAGGAGGUAAUGUCCACGCUACAAACCAAAUCCAUAGCCCAGGAGGCCAUAAAGAAUCUGAAAAUCACCACUAGUACAGUGGCCAAAUUCAUCAGACAGUUGCAGCAGAAGGCUUUGCGCAUGCAGCAAUGCUUUGAGAGAACCGAACGCCAGCUUGGUGGCUCGGAGAAUAUUUCAUUGCAUGAGGCAUUGAGUGGCUCCCUGCAUCUAUUGGGCAAUGUGGCUGAGUUCACUCAUAUAUUGGAGCGCAGAUCGGUGUUCUUUGCCGAGAACCGCUUGGAACGCAAACGUUAUGAGGACUAUAUUGAUCAAAUACGCAUGGUCCAUAAGGAUACGCGCUAUUCUUUGGAGAAUCAACACUACAUCAAUCUUGAAUCUUUGUUGGAAGAUUUACAAGUUUUGAAACGCAUUCUCCUGAUUGCAGUGCGACAAGUUUACGAGAAGCUGGUGCGCAUUUUGAUACAAAGUAUUGAGAAUGGUCGUUGCGAUUUGAUGCUUAAGGCCAACAUCAACAUGGUGGCCACUCUGAUGAACAUUGAUUAUGAUGGAUUUGCUUCCCUCAUCGAUGCCUUUGUGCAGACGGAGGCAGUGCGCACCCUGUUGGUGGUAUGCUUGGAUAACAAAUCGAGUUCAGUUAGGGCUCAGUCUCUAAGAGCUUUGGCCACUAUUUGCUGUGCUCCCGAGCCCAUAUUCCAGUUAGGCUCUUGUGGAGGCAUAGAAGUGAUACGAGACAUCUUGCAAAUUGGAGAGCCAACCAAAAAGUCUGCACAAAAAGAGAUAAAACGCAGCGAUUUGGAGCGAAGAGAAGCUGUUUCUUUGCUGACUCAAAUAACGGCGGCCUGGCAUGGCCCCGACCAUCGUGUGGAUGGCCUACGCGAUUGUGUGGAAACUGUGGUGGAGGGUCUAACGCGCCUGCUGGUCUUUACCGAAUGCCCUCAAACGCUGUUGCUGUGUGCAGCGGCCUUAAAUAAUUUAUCACGCAUGGAAAUCACCUCCCACUAUUCGAUUAUGUCUCAUGAAACCAUCUUCAAGCUUAUCGAUACCAUGGAGAGCCGAGAUGAGGGCAUCAAUGUGUUUCUUUAUGAACAAAUCGUUGCCAUGCUCUACAAUAUGUCAUUGAAUAAGAAAUGCCACAGCCAUUUGGCCAAUGGUUCCAUCGUAAAUUUCAUCACGUACGCAUACCAAACGGAGUUCUAUAAGAUCUACAGCACGCGCGGCGAAAGCGAAGCCCAGCAACGUUGUAUCAAAACAAUUUUGCAUACAUUGACACGUCUGGUGCAGGACUCAGUGUUGGGGAUGGAGCUGCUGGAGCAGCACAAUCACAUGCCAUCAGCUCUCUUUUAUAGUUUGAGCGCUCCGCCAAGGGGACAGGAAUUUCAGCGACAACAGCAACUCUACCACCAACAACAUUUGCCUUUGGACAUAAGCACUAGUCGUGAGAUUUCCUUCUUGGCCCGCAGGUUGGACUCGCAUCGGCAACAAGAGCAGUCAGAGUUUGAGCCAGGGCAGGAGCACAAUGAACUCUGUCAUGAGGAAAGAGAAAGCAAAUUGAAAACGCAAUUGCAGCGCCAGGAAAGUUAUGUUUAAACGCCCAGCGUUGGGGAGAGAGCAUUAAACUAAAACACCUUAGACCUAAAUCUGCAACUACCAACACUCAACCAAAGACAAAGUGAAAUGUUUAACACUUCAAGUACCACUACUCGAAGGGAACAAUAAUGGAGGCAAGCCCAGCAGCCCGUGUGCCAGCCAGCCAGCCAGCCUAAGAUAUUGGUUGGUAAACACUUGGCUUGACUCAAAGGCACGGUGUAAACAAAGUGUCACGUUUAUAGCAGCCAGCCAUACUCCAAAAGCCGCCUACUUUUAGUCAGACGUGCAUAAAAGUCAUAGCAAAAGUUUAACCUCGUCAUUGCUCUUUUUUCAACGCGGCUAUUCAACCUGCCAGCCAGUCAGCCGUUGAGCAAACCUUGUAUCCGGGCAAUUCACCUCUGGCGAGCAUUUAAGGUUCAAUUACAUCAAAAGGGGGAAAAAGUUUUCUUUAAAUCGUUCCAUGUACUUCAUAUUUACAUGCAGUAACAAUGGAGCACGUAUUAAAUGAACAUUUUAUUCAAACUGAGCAGCAAAAAGUGGAGUAAAGUGGAAUGCUCCCGGAACUUGAUCAUUUAUUAUUUAGUCAAUAAAUUUGUCAAAGUUCAUCUGCAACAUAUCACGGUAUCUAAAACCAAACAAAAACAAAUAAUUAAAAAUUAAAUUAUAAAUGUUUACUUUGCAAAAGCAAGUUUAGUUUAUAUCAACUAUAGUCAAGCUGUGCCAAAAAAGAAAUAUUAAAGUAGCCUAACUUACAAGAUUAUCUCUUAGAUUAUACACUUGUAAAUAACACAUUUGUAAAAUAAAUGUAAAAAGCAAGAAACCAAAUACUGUGUAACAUAACAAACCAUGUAUGUAAGUAUAUGUAUAGAUGAAAAAAAAAAAUUAUAAUAAAAUCCAUUUUGUA